Carassius auratus (goldfish) is the source of this 3760-nucleotide messenger RNA. Its product is annotated as UPF0577 protein KIAA1324-like. Lineage: Eukaryota; Metazoa; Chordata; Actinopteri; Cypriniformes; Cyprinidae. The record is from RefSeq and is a predicted model, not a curated record. The transcript has 22 exons. Gene Ontology annotation, biological process: autophagosome assembly; positive regulation of vacuole organization. Gene Ontology annotation, cellular component: extracellular exosome; plasma membrane; lysosome. Bases 183 to 3131 code for a protein of 982 amino acids.
AUACAAGAGGGACACGUUUGCAGUUGGAUCUCAAGCCCAAAGAGACUGACCAAUAGGAGAGCUGAGCGCGUUACACGCGUAGUAUGUGCAAACAGUGUCUGGAUAAAAGCCCUGCAAUAUUUACAGCACGUCUGUUACUGUCACACGCCUUUCCUAAAUGAACGGAUAUUUUGGAAACAGAAAUGUAUUCAAGCCAUGCGAUUUUCAGUCUUGGAACGCAAAGUGUUUUUGUUGUUUUUCUGCUUCACUUACCUUUAACGGGGGCAACGGAAUUACCCAGCUGCAAAGAGUCCGAUUAUCAUUUUGAGUACACAGACUGUGAUGUUUUGGGCUCUCGAUGGAGAGUAGCAAUACCCAACAAGCCUGAGACCUGCACUGGCCUUCCUGAUCCAGUCAAAGGCACCCAUUGCACGUUUAGUUGUAAUGAAGGUGAAUUUCUGGACAUGAGGACUCAAGAGUGUCAGAAAUGCGUUGCAGGGACCUAUUCUCUUGGGACGGGUGUUGCUUUCGACGAGUGGGACACUUUGCCCUCUGGCUUUGUCAGCCAUGGCAUCAGUAUGAACUUAGGAGACACUCACACAAAUUGCUCAAACUCAACAUGGAUCCCAAAAGGUGAUUAUAUUGCGUCUAACACAGAUGAGUGCACUUCAACUCUUUCAUAUGCUGUGAGUCUAAAGAAGCCUGGAUCUGUGUCCUUCCAAUACUUCUAUCCAGACAACCACAUGUUUUUUGAGUUUUAUGUUCAGAAUGACCAGUGUCAGUCUACAGACUCUCAGCGUCGCUGGAUGAAGAUAUCAGAAAGUGAUUGGGAUUACCAUUAUGUGCAGCUGAGUAGUGGUAACAAUGUCUUGUACUGGAGAACAACAGGUUUCUCUCUGGCUGCCAACACUGCCAAACCGGUUCUACUGAAGAACAUUGCCAUCUCAGGUGUCUCGUAUACAUCUGAGUGUUUUCACUGUAAGCCUGGUACCUUUAGUGAUAAACCAGGGGCUGCCCGCUGUGUGCCAUGCCCUGCUAAUUCGUACUCUAAUAAGGGAGCCACUGCGUGCCAAUCCUGUGAGGCAGACAAAUAUUCAGGAACUGGAUCUGGAACCUGUCUACAGCGACCGCCUUGCACAACAACUGAUUACUUCUAUACUCACACACCAUGUGACUCCAGUGGUCAGACACAACUGAUGUAUAAGUGGAUCGAGCCUAAGAUCUGUAGUGAGAGUGUGGAGGGGGCAGUGCAGCUUCCGGCUUCAGGGGAGAUGAUGGCCUGCCCUCCAUGCAAUCCAGGAUUCUUUCCCAACAUCACCUCCACCUGUGAACCCUGCCCACAUGGCUUCUGUUCAAAUGGGACAGAAUGCUCAGAGUGUCCUGCUGGAACGGAACCAGUCGUGGGUUUUGAAUAUAAAUGGUGGAACAAAAUGCCCAGCAAUAUGAAGAGUUCAGUCUUCAGCUCAGAAUACAGAAGCAUGGAGAGGAGCACAGGCUGGGAGGUUGCAGGCGAGUACAUCUACACCACACCAAGCAAUCAGGACUCUGACUACAUGAUGCUGACACUCACAGUACCUGGAUACAGCCCGCCUCAUUCCCUCAGUGAAGACAAUGAGAGAGUUCAGCUUUCCAGAAUAACAUUUGUUUUUGAAACAAAGUGUACAGCUGAUUGUAAACUCUAUUUCAUGGCAGGGCAAAGGGAAUGGAGUAAUAUUGUGGAGAGCUGGUCUGGCACUAUAGGGAAGCAGUCCUACUCUUAUAUUAUUAAAAGCAAUAACACUGUUACCUUCACCUGGGGUUUUCAACGCACUGGGAUCUUCAGUAUGAAAAAUGAAUACAGCUCUGACUAUGCUAAGAUCUACUCUGUUCACAUCACUAAUGUGAUUGGGGGUGUGGCGUCAGAAUGUCGUCAGUGUGCUCUGGCUGCCGUUGACUCUGAGUCUGCAUGCGUCCCCUGCCCUCCAGGACACUACAUGCUGAACGGCACAGGAGUGUGUAAAAGCUGUCCCUCAAAUACCAUCAUCAGGCCCGAGCAGCCAAUCGGAAAGCAAGCCUGCAUACCUUGCGGACCCAAUACUUACAGUAAUGAAGGCCGUUCUGCGUGCAUGAGUGACUGUACAUUAGCACUGCAUUAUAAAGGAGAAAUGCUGAAUUAUGAUUUCUCUCUGCUGGCAAAUGUCACUGGCUUCCAGAGCAGCCCACGCUUCACCAGUAAAGGGCUGCAGUAUUUCAACCAUUUCAAUGUGGCGCUGUGUGGUACAGAAAAGAGAGCUCUUGCAUCCUGUGUGGAAAAUGUAACUGAAAGCAAGAGGGAUGUAAAAGGCUACAUCUGUCAGUCUACCGUAGUACCUUCUGAGGUCAGGGGUCAGAGUGUUGUGUCCUCUCAGCCCUUCAGUAUUGGAGAAACUUUAAUCGGAGUGACAACUGACUUCAAAUUUGAUGACAUCUUGUCAUUGGAUGGCAACUUUCCUGAUGAAUCAGAGCUGCCUGAUGUCAUAUUCUAUUACAGAUCUAGAGAAAGGACACAAGCAUGUAAUAAUGGAAGAUCAGCCUCCAUUAGGCUCCGAUGUGCUCCCACUGUAGCACUGAAGAACCAUGUUUCCUUACCAAGCAACUGUUCAGAGGGCACCUGUGAUGGCUGCUCCUUCCAUUUCCUGUGGCGGUCCCAGUAUGCCUGUCCUCUCUGCUCUGAGAGGAACUAUAAGGAGAUUGUGAGCGCUUGUAUCCAAGGAAUUCAGAGGACUACCUAUGUGUGGCAACAACCUCUGAGGUGCACAGGUGGGGUGUCACUGCCUCCUCAGAAGGUCAGUGCCUGUGUGACGCUGGACUUCUGGCUGAAGUUUGGUGUCUCCAUCGGAACUGUGGCUGCUAUAUUGCUCAUUACCAUCAGCUGCUACUUCUGGAAAAGGACUCGCAAGCUGCAGUAUAAGUACUCAAAGCUAAUGAUGACUGCAGGAGAUAAGGAGUGUGAACUUCCAGCUGCAGAUAGCUGUGCCAUCAUGGAGGGAGAAGAUGCAGAGGAUGACCUCAUCUACCUCUCCAAGAAAUCUUUCUUCACUAAGAUCAAGUCAUUUUCCAGAGAGAGGACGUCAGAUGGCUUUGAUUCUGUUCCUCUAAAAUCAUCAGCUGCACAGGAGAUGGAGAUGACCUAGAACUUCUGAGACACAGGGAGAGCCAGCAAGAAAUGUUCGGCCUGUCACAAGCCAUCUUUGAUGCUAGAUCUGACCAUAUAAAAUCAAUACUUUUAUUCCCAAAAGAGACACUGAGCAAAGGAAAAAAAAAUAUUGAUUAACAUGUCUGCCUUAUUCAAGUCACCUCAUAAACAUGUGAUGUGAUUUCAAAACUGGCUAAAGAAGAAUUUAAAAAGCUUUUUUUUUUUUUUUUUUUUUAUAAAUGAUGUUAGUUUUUUUAAGACCUAUAUCACUGUAUAGGCUUAUAACAUUUUAUACCAAACCUGUAUGCUUGUGAAAGAUAAAGAUAAUUCUAAAAAAUGUACAUUGCAUUUGUUUGACGUCAUCGUGUGUGAUAUAUCAAAUAUGUUCUCUUUCUUCUCUUAACUUGGGUCAGUGAGAGUUGAGAGCUAAACCUGCCUUACAAGUGGUUACACUAUGUUGUAGACCAUUUUCUUUUUCUUUUCUUUUUUUUUCAAAUGUUUUGGCAUACUAGCAUUUAUGUUUUGUAGACCUUUUUUGUUAUCUUAUUUGAAUUUUGUAAGAUUUUCUUAAUAUAGCCUACUUGAUAAAGCUAAUGUGUUUAUUCUUAUUAAAUCUUGAUAUUAACU